Molecule: messenger RNA, 2163 nt
Organism: Theileria equi strain WA
Lineage: Eukaryota; Apicomplexa; Aconoidasida; Piroplasmida; Theileriidae
Exons: 1
Coding region: 1-2163 (720 amino acids)
Source: RefSeq, a predicted model, not a curated record
AUGACUGGUAAGUUUAGGAAAGAACUGGACAUAGACCCAGAGAAAAUUGAUAGCUAUGUUAGUCAGGACAUACGCGGAAUCAAAGACGAUCAAUAUUUUAAACCAUACACGCGGUAUGGAUAUAGUGCGACAUCAUCAUCAUUUCAGUUAAAUUCCGUUUCAUAUAGUAAAAUAAAAUUCGACCAUUUUCCGGUUAUAGCCAACGUAGAAAGAUUUUAUACUUAUUUCAAUGAUAAUAAGAAGCUUCCCUUAGCCUUUCAAGCUUAUACGAGUGAUCAAAGGUACCAUUACUAUACUACUGGAAAUAUCAUAAACUCUACCAAAGCGGAUGCUACAUUCGAGGAAUUUAUAACAAAGGAGGGACCAGGUAGUGGACGGACUAAAGAGCAUGAUAAAGAACUUACUUAUAAUCAAACAAUAAACGUAUUGCAAAAUAUAGAGCAAAAUGGUAAGCUUGAAUAUAGCGAUUUAGUCGAUGAAAUCAAGAGAAAUCUUUGGAGGACAAAUGAUGUAUUUUUUGACCUUUCCAAAAAGCCUCAGUCAGGAACUGAGAAAGUAACCAAAUAUAAUUCUGACACGACUGGUAUAGAAAUUAUUGUCAAGAUUGCAACAAGCGGUGGAUUUUUAAAAGUUCAACAUGACACUAAAACUAAUAAUUUUCCAUUCCAUAUUAAAGGACUUAAGGAUCCCGAUGAAAAAAUAAUUGUCAUGUCUAGUGGUUUUCCAAAUGAUCUAUUGGAGAAAUUUUCCGUGUACUAUAAAAUGGAUGAUAAGAGCUACAAGCAUCCAUUUAUGAUUAUCCUAAAUUUAUCCAAAGAUAAGGAUCCGAGAUAUCUUGAAAGUAAAUAUAUAAUAUUAAGGAACAAAACGAAUACAUGGAGCAUUCGCAGAAUUACGGUUAAUAAUUUAGAUGAGGAAAAGGAUCUUACAAAGAUAUUGAAAAGCGUUGAUAGCUCUGGGAAUGUUGAUUUUGAAAAACUAGAUUCUGACCUUAAGAAUAAGCUUACAGACGUCACAGAAAAUCUUCUCAUAGAUCUAACAAAAACAACUGAAGAACGUGGUACCUAUAAUUCUGAUAAAAAAAUCAUCCCUUACAGAAAAAUUGUGAGUACUGGCUACUCAUUUAUUUCACACGCUGAUACAUUUAAUGGGUUUACCGUUACUGCAAUUAAAGUGACUACUCAGCAUUCCAUAAAUUCUCAAGAUCUCAUUCCUAAACGUACUGAUAGACUAGAUAGACUCAAGGUAUUCUAUAACGGAUCAACUACCAAGGAUCCGUCGCUCAUCUACUUCUUGUACAGUAGUGGGAAGAGGAAUUGGAUAAGUAGACAUCUUGGAGAUACCACUUGGAAAGAACAGAAGGAUCAUCUUCCAACUAGUGAUGUAGAUUCUGAGAAGAUUAGAUCACUUCUUGAGAAGCUAAAGAUUCCUAAUGUUCAAAUAGAUCUUUCUAAGCCCAAUACCGGUAAUAGUACAUAUCAGCCUGAGGAUAAUACUCUGAAGUUCAAGGUUGAAAGUAAGCAAGAUCCUCCUGACUCUGGGUUCUGGAAGUUCAUGUAUACUAUGACUCAAAACAAUCAACCUUUUACAGUUGAGAGUGUUAAGCACGGUAAAACUCCUCUAAAUGGUAUAUCCCCUCCUGACAAAUUACUUAGUAUCUCAGUCUAUUACCUUGGAGAGGAUCCCGGAGAUGUAAAGAAACUCCUCCUGGUUGAAGUGGCAUUAAGUGGGAAUUCCAAGUACCUAUACUAUGAAAAGAAAGAUGAGAAUGCUAAUUGGACAGUGUUAUCUACACAUGAACAAGGAACUAAACUAGAAGGUUCUCUUCUCACCCAAAAACUUAACCAGUUAAAGGAGAAACAACAUCCUAAAAAACAUGAAACCAAAAAAGAAAAAGAAAAUAAAUCUGAAUCUCAAGAAAAGAAGGAGGAAGAGCUUACGAAGGAAACUCACAAUGGAGGAACUUCCAGACAAGACUCAUCUGGUAACAAUUCCUCUUCCUCUGAAUCGACUGUAGCUUCACCUCAAACUUCUAGUAAUGCUGGUAAAAUAGCUGGUGGAGUAAUAGGAGCUCUACUUUUCAUAGUUCUCACAGCCCUACUCGUUAAGAAAGUUGGACCCGCUGUAAGAGCCCAAUUGGAAAGCAGAAAUCCUCCAUUGUAG